CUCAGCAUUCAGUUAUAGAAAAACCCCGAGAAGCGACACAACAUGACCAAGUUGAUUCUCUAUGGCUUGGAGGCGAGUCCACCGGUGAGGACAGCAAAACUGACGCUUGCCGCUUUGGGAGUUCCAUACGAGUUCGUCGAGGUGAAUACUUUGGCCAAGGAGAACCUUUCAGAGGCUUUCCUGAAGAAGAACCCGCAGCAUACGGUGCCCACGCUGGAGGAUGAUGGUCACUUCAUUUGGGACUCGCAUGCGAUCAGCGCCUAUCUGGUGUCAAAAUACGGCAAGAACGACAACCUCUACCCCAAGGAUCUCCUGCAGCGGGCUGUGGUGGAUCAGCGAUUGCACUUCGAGUCGGGCGUAGUCUUUGCCAACGGUCUAAGAAGCAUUACCAAGCCCCUGUUCGCCUCUGGCCUCACCACGAUUCCCCGAGAGCGUUACGAUGCCAUCAUCGAGAUAUACGACUUUCUGGAGACCUUUUUAAAGGGUCAGGAUUACAUUGCCGGCAGUCAGCUUACCAUUGCCGAUUUUAGCAUCAUUUCAACCCUAUCCUCGCUGGAAGCCUUCGUGGACAUAGAUCCGGCCAAGUACACCAGGGUUACUGCUUGGGUUAAGCGACUGGAACAGCUGCCCUACUAUGAGGAGGCCAAUGCCAAGGGAGCCCGAACAUUUACCGAAAUCAUUAAGAAGACUAAUUUUAAGUUUGCAUCUUAAGUACGAAUCCUGAUUUUACUCUGGUUCAAUUUUACAAUAAAUCCUAUAACAAAUAUUCCUUA
This is a messenger RNA of Drosophila kikkawai, 773 nucleotides long. Its product is annotated as glutathione S-transferase 1-like. The record is from RefSeq and is a predicted model, not a curated record. Gene Ontology annotation, biological process: glutathione metabolic process. Lineage: Eukaryota; Metazoa; Arthropoda; Insecta; Diptera; Drosophilidae. Gene Ontology annotation, molecular function: glutathione transferase activity.